UGCCUAUGUUGCUGACUCGGGUAGUGUUGCCAUCUCUAGCUUGCCAAACAGCUGAUUCAUACACGCUGAAAGUGAAAUGUGGUUGCCUAUGUUGAAAUUGCAACGAUUCGUGCCGCAUGGACCGCUACGAACUGUGACAAAAGAUUGCAUCAGGAUGAGCAGCACAGUGUCUACAGCUGCCGCGGAACAAAAACCGCCCACCAAAUACGAACGCCAACCAAAUGUGUUGCGUAAAAAGUUGAGCUCUGUUGUGCCGGGCUCUGUGAAUUUACAGGUGCUCGGCGCAGGCGCCAACGGAGCACCCAGCGCUGUUUACUUGUUUACCGACCAGUCCCGUUACCUGUUCAACUGCGGCGAAGGCACACAGCGUCUGGCGCACGAGCAUAAGACACGCUUAUCCCGUCUGGAGCAAAUCUUCGUAACAAGGAACACGUGGACCACAGUCGGCGGGCUGCCAGGCCUGGCUUUGACCAUCCAGGAUGCAGGCGUGCGCAAUGUCGGCCUCCAUGGACCACCGCAUCUGGACACCAUGCUGCAGAGCAUGCGCCGCUUUGUGGUGCUCAAGAAUUUGCAGAUGCAGACCAUUGACAGCACUUUGGGCGUUCAAUAUGAGGACUCGAUACUGAGCGUACAGCCAAUUGUGCUGCGCAGCGAGCAGCAGCCCCUGCAACCCAUACUCAGCUACAUAUGCAAGCUAAAGCCACGCCCAGGUGCGCUUAACUUGGUCAAGUGCGUCGAAGCGGGCGUGCCGCCUGGCCCGCUGCUGGGACAGCUUAAAAAUGGACAAGAUAUAACUCUGCCCUGUGGCACAGUGGUACACUCUGUGGACGUCACAGAGCCAGCCGAAACGGCGCUCUCCUUUGUCUUCAUAGAUGUGCCCAGCGUGGACUACUUGGAUUCUUUGAAGGCGCAGUCUGAACAGUACAAACAGCUGGCCAACUCGGAGCUAACCGAGGUGGCGCUUGUGGUGCACUUCAGUCCGCCUGAGCUGACAGCUCAUGCCGACUAUCUCAGCUUCAUGCAGACCAACUUCUCGCCGUGCACCCAGCACAUUUAUCUCAAUUCGCAUUUAAAUCAUUUUUCUGGCUAUGCCGCUGCACAUCGCAUUCAAUAUCAACUGCAUCAGCUGGCUCCGUGCUACUUUCCGCUGCUCGCUGAGUCCGCGCAGCUGCAGCAGAGUUGUCCCAGCAACACGCUCAGCCACAGCCUAAAGAAAACGAAGCUGGAUAAUGGCGUGGAGGAGCCGCGAGACAAUAAUUUAAGCGAUAGUGAAAUCGUUGAGGAACAGGAACUGAAGCAGCAGCAGCAGCAGCAACUGCAAUUGAAGCAGGUGCAAGGCUUUGCUUCCAUGAGCAGCUUUCAUUUGAGACCUAAGAAGGGAUUGGAUCGCACGUUGGAAUCGAAGCUGACGCCGGAGGAAUACAUCAAGGAGACGCAUGCGGUGCCUGGUUUCAGCGAGCUGCUCGCACAGCUGCAGAGCGAGACGGCGGACACAUUGAAGAUCGAGAGCAAAAGCUAUCCGCGCAUCAUAUUCCUGGGCACUGGCUCCUGCAUACCGAAUAAAACGCGCAACGUCAGCUCGAUUCUCAUUCAAACUGCUGAGGAGGCGUUCAUGCUGUUCGACUGUGGCGAGGGCACGCACGGUCAGAUCGUGCGUCUCUUUGGGCGAGAGCGUGCGCGUGAGGUGAUGCUGCAGCUGCAGGCUGUUUACGUCUCUCAUUUGCAUGCCGAUCAUCACAUAGGACUGAUUGCUCUGCUGCGCGAGCGACAGCGUCUGGAGCCGGCGUCACCUUUGCUGCUGCUGGCGCCACGUCAAAUCGAGCCUUGGCUGAGCUUUUACAAUCGUCAAAUCGAACCGAUUGAAGAUGCCUACACGCUGGUGGGCAAUGGCGAGCUGUUGGAACAGCCGCUGGCGGGUGAGCGUGUCGAGCAGCUGGGCAUGGCUUCGAUAGCCACCUGCCUGGUGAGGCAUUGUCCGCAUGCCUUUGGCAUCAGUGUCACGCUGCAAGCGCAGCACGAAGGCGAGCCCAUCAAGGUGACCUACAGCGGCGACACGAUGCCCUGCUCAGAUCUUGUGGAACUGGGACACAAUUCAACGGUGCUCAUACACGAGGCCACCAUGGAGGAUGACCUGGAGGAGGAGGCGCGCAUCAAGACGCACAGCACCAUCUCGCAGGCCAUACAACAGGGUCGCGACAUGCAGGCCAAGCACAUCAUUCUCACGCACUUUUCGCAACGCUAUGCCAAAUGUCCGCGCCUGCCCAGCAGCGAGGACAUGCAGCACGUGGCCAUUGCCUUUGACAAUAUGCAGGUGACUGUCGACGAUCUGCCGCACUAUCACAAGCUCUAUCCGGCGCUGUUGGCCAUGUACGCUGAGUACACCGAGGAGCUGGAACAGCGCGCAGUCAAGCGAGAGCUCAAACAGGAGAGAAAACGCAAACUGGCCCAAACGUGAGUAUAUGAUAGCUGGCACAUAUAUAAAGAUGGUACUUGGGCUUAAGUUAAGCUAAGCUUGAUUUUUUUUUUCGUAUAUACCAAAUGCUAGCUUAUCAGUAGCUCUUAAAGUCUUUUAUAGCUAUAUAUCAUCAUCAGCGGAUUAUAAAGCAUCGCAGAAACUUAGAUUUUAAUAUAAAAUACUUAAAAAUAAGUUCAGUAACAUUUAUACGCAUUGUUAAAUUGUGAUUGGAUUAUGACAUCCCAUGCCAUGCAGCCAAUGACAAUGUCAAAGGUUAAAGUUAAAGGUUAUUAGACAUAAAAGAAAACUUAAAAUCUA
This is a messenger RNA of Drosophila hydei, 2773 nucleotides long. It is a transcript of the gene RNaseZ, whose product is annotated as ribonuclease Z, mitochondrial. NCBI's taxonomy places the organism in Eukaryota, Metazoa, Arthropoda, Insecta, Diptera, Drosophilidae. The record is from RefSeq and is a predicted model, not a curated record. Gene Ontology annotation, biological process: mitochondrial tRNA 3'-end processing. Gene Ontology annotation, molecular function: 3'-tRNA processing endoribonuclease activity. The coding region runs from base 77 to 2455 and encodes 792 amino acids. The transcript has 2 exons. Gene Ontology annotation, cellular component: mitochondrion.